Carya illinoinensis is the source of this 1390-nucleotide messenger RNA. RefSeq names its product 1-aminocyclopropane-1-carboxylate oxidase homolog 6-like. Lineage: Eukaryota; Viridiplantae; Streptophyta; Magnoliopsida; Fagales; Juglandaceae. The transcript is spliced from 2 exons. The coding region runs from base 97 to 1221 and encodes 374 amino acids. The record is from RefSeq and is a predicted model, not a curated record.
CAUUGAUGCAUAACGAAAAUUAUUCAGCUAGAAGCGUUGUACUCUACAGUUAUUAACGGAGACCGAAAAACGUACCAACACAUAUAAUUGAAGAACAUGGCAGACGUCGCCGCUGGUGUUACUUCCACCUACGACCGUAUGAAAGAAGUCAAGGAAUUCGACGAAUCCAAGGUGGGUGUCAAGGGACUCGCCGACUCCGGCAUCACCUCAAUCCCCCGCUUCUUCGUUCACCCACCGGAGACUAUCUCCGACCUCAAGAAACCCUCUCAAGCUUGCACCACAAAAAGCAUACCGGUAAUCGAUCUAGCCCAUUUGAAGUACUCCCCCCUCGAACGACAGAAACUUGUUGCUGAAAUCAAAGAAGCAACGGCCACAUGGGGCUUCUUCCAAGUGAUCAACCAUGGCGUACCGGUCUCUGUCCUCGACGAAACGAUAAACGCGAUCAGAGCCUUCCACGACCAGCCUCAGGAGGUCAGGGCCAAGCACUAUAAGCGUCAAGACUCGCAGGGAGUCAUGUAUGCGACCAACAACGACUUGUACCGAGCCAAGGCAGCCACCUGGCAUGACUCGCUCGCGGUGUGGUUGUCGCCCGAGAAAGUACGAGCAAAGGAGGAGGAAAUCCCGGAGAUCUGUAGGAAAGAGGUGCUUGCAUGGGAAUCGCAUGCAACAAAGGUGGCUGAGGCUUUGUUCGAGUUACUGUCUGAAGGGUUGGGAGUGGAGGCUGGAAGGUUCAAGGAGCUGGGGUUUUUGGGCGGUAAAGCGCUCGUGGGCCACUGCUAUCCGUACUGUCCACGCCCAGAUCUGACGUUGGGGAUCACAUCUCACACAGAUUCCGGGUUGACGGUGUUGUUGCAGAACCAGGUGGCGGGAUUGCAAGUAAAGCAUGGCGAUGAGUGGGUGAACGUGAAACCCAUCCCUGGAGCUUUGACCAUCAACAUUGGCGACUCCAUCCAAAUAAUCUCCAACGACAAUUACAUAAGCGUGGAGCAUCGUGUUUUGGCUAAUCCAUGCAAGGAGCCUCGAAUCUCAAUAGUGAUGUUCUUUAAAGUGGGGAAUCGAGGCGAUUCUGAGUACUUUGGACCGCUGGAAGAACUAGUAUCUGCAGAAAAACCGCGUCUUUACCGGAAAUUCACAGUGCAGGACCUCCAAAAAAACUUUUACAGCAAGGGAUUGGAUAGCAAGUCAAUCAUUGAGCAAUUUAAGCUACCGAGAGAAGCGUAAAAGUCGGCAUGAUUUUCUACGUUUAGUUAUGUGUUUCUAAUGGACGUUGUUUUGUGUAUCUAUGUAAUUAUUAUGGAAAACUUUAUACAUAUUUUCAUCUCAUUAUGAUUGAUGUGGCACAUUUAUCACUAUUGAAUGAUCAUUUAUUAUAUGUUUCUUUAUCAUUAAA